This is a messenger RNA of Helobdella robusta, 1949 nucleotides long. RefSeq lists its product as hypothetical. Lineage: Eukaryota; Metazoa; Annelida; Clitellata; Rhynchobdellida; Glossiphoniidae. The transcript has 7 exons. The record is from RefSeq and is a predicted model, not a curated record. Gene Ontology annotation, molecular function: guanyl-nucleotide exchange factor activity. Bases 1 to 1473 code for a protein of 490 amino acids.
AUGUAUAAUAAUUAUGCCAAUAAAAAUACUAUCAAAGUGAACAACGACAAUGAUAAUAAUAUUAAUGGUGAUGAUGAUGAUGACGACAACGACGAUGAUUUGGAAUGUUAUAUGAGAUCUUUGGGUCGCUUCCUCGUCAGCUACAGAGACGUGAGUGGUGGAGUGAGGAAAAGAAUAAAGGAUGGCGAACGAAGAAAUGAUGAUGAUGAUGAUAUUUACGGUGAUUAUGAUGAUGAUGAUGAUGGUGGUGGUGGUAAAAGAAAAAAUUCAGUUGGCAAGAAAAACAGUACUAAGAAAGUUGAAAAACCUCCAGCUAAAUUGUUCCCGCCUACAACACGAUCGACAACUUCAACGUUAAAAAAGUCACAGAAGCCACCACACCUACCACUAUCACCACCAACAACAACCCCACCGUUGAUGUUUCCAACAUGGACGUGCUUCAGGACGAGGGACAUCUUCCGAGAGUUUCUGAAAACGGAGCAGCACUACAACCGAUCUUUGAAAUGUGUCGUCAGCAACUUCCGGCAACCUGUCUUGUUGUCGCUGGAGAGCAACAGGGCAUUCACCAGUUGGCAGAAUGCCAAGUUGUUGUUUGAUGACGUCAACAACAUCUACCACAUCAGUUGUUGCUUUCUGAAAGAAUUGGAAGCACAAAACAGCCACACGCAAUCAACAAAUUAUUUGUUGGGCGAGUGUUUCACAAGAGUUAGCAACGACAUUCAACAAGUUUACUCCAGUUAUUUGCUGUCGUAUCCGUCCAUAUUGAAUGUUUACGAUAAGGUUGUCAGGCAGUCCGUGCUAUUCAGGUUGUUUCUCCGCAAAGUUGAGUUCACUGCAUCGUCCAUGAUGAGCAGCCUACCAGACCUGUACAUGAAACCGUGGAAACGAGUGCACGAGUACAUCAAUCUAUUAACGGCCUACAGGAAUUUGUUGUCUGCUGAUCACGUGGACGCACGCAAUGUUUUGAUUGGUUUAAAGUUUAUGAAAGCUUUGAAAAAGUCUAUAAUGGAAACCCAGAAGAGAUUGGAGAGUGAUGGAAAGAUGGAUGCCCUGCAAGACACCAUAGUACAAUCACCUUUGUUGAAGGAGCCAGGGAGAAGAUACGUGGCCGAACUGCAUUGCAUUUGCUACUUGGUGGUUGACACAAACUCCUGCGUGCCUGAAUUCAAGGUCCCAAUGGCGAAGGACGACCUCUCCUUCUUCCUCUUCAACGACUGCAUGGUGUGCUGCCAACGUGUGGCGACGCACGUGCCAUUCAAGUCGAACAUAACCAACAAGUACAUCUUCGUGCAAACGUGCUCCCUCCAGUACCUGAGGGUCUCCAAUUUAAUGGACACCGCGUAUAUGAGGAAUGCUUUUAAGAUGUGGACUCCGAAGAACCAGUGGUUGUGUUCGGUGGACGACAACCUGACGAAGCAUCAGUGGGUAUCAACUCUCGAACGCACUGUCAAAAAGAUCUUGAAGAAGCAUUGAUAUAUAUAUUUCAUAUAAUAAACUUCUUCAAUGGUUGCUCAUCGACGCUCUUACUACAAAGAAUUAAUUGACAAAUAAAAGGCAUUGUUCACCGUAACCAGUGGUGGCUCUAGGGGGGGUCCGGGGAAAACCUUGGUUAUGAGUAGUGUUUUGUUUUUAUUAAGUCAGUGAAACUCUGUUUUUAGACACAGAAAAACACCGUUUUUAAGUAUAAAAUCGACGAAACAAGUAAAAGGUCUCUAGUAAUUUUGUCCACACUAGCGAACACUUGAUGUUAAUUUUUUGGCCCACGUCAAAUUUAAAAAUUUCAACAUUUUUAAAGUCUUUGUCCCCCGCCAACGAUAUCUAGAUCCGCCACUGCACUGACCGUAUUUAACAUUUAUUUUUUAAAAUUUGUAAAUGUGUACUUUUCUCAACUGGUCUGCUGUUGAUAAAUUAUUUAUGCAUUUAUGUAAUCAAUAAAUUGUGAAGAGUAA